This is a messenger RNA of Hermetia illucens (black soldier fly), 483 nucleotides long. RefSeq lists its product as uncharacterized. Lineage: Eukaryota; Metazoa; Arthropoda; Insecta; Diptera; Stratiomyidae. The transcript has 4 exons. The record is from RefSeq and is a predicted model, not a curated record. The coding region runs from base 1 to 330 and encodes 109 amino acids.
AUGCGAGAGGAUUUAGCAAAAGACUUUGAGCAUCUUCAACAUCCGUUGAAAUUAUCUGUGGCAAAGACUGGAUCAUUUAUAACAGCAACUAAGAGAGGCAAACUGAACGUAAUCAGCAAAAUAGGGAUACAAGGAGAAUUAAAGGAUGUUUUGUACUGCUCGGAAGUUCCAUACAAUCUAUUAUCUGUAACAAAAAUGCAAGCAGCUGGAAUGACGAUAAUUUUUAAUGAACGUGGUGUCGUUGUUCAAAAAGGUGGUAAGACCUUGAUGACAGAUAAUCAGCAGGCAGAUAUUCUAACGAAGCCCGUAUCAGCAAUCAAGGUACUUUAAGUGAGUGGUCUGAUUAGGUUUUGACUGGGUUUUCCUAAUCCUUGCAACAAAUGUUGGACUACAGGUAUUUUGUAAUUUUCCCAGAACGAACAUACAAAGGAGUGACUCUAGCAUUUUUGAUAUGAUAAAUUCUUAGAAUUUAAAACAUUACAU